UGUUCAAAAUACCAGUCAGUUUAAUAUCUGUCGAAAUGUUCGCUCUAACGGACUUAUAAAUUUCGUAACGUUAAGUGUACCUACAAACUUUCUAAUUCAAAGUAAUAAUUUUGUUACUUUUAAAGAUGUAAAGACAGCCCCUGGAUGUUUAUAUUGGUGUUAACUAGCUAUUGUGUUAGAAGGGAAGAUGCAAUUAGAACUAAAAACAAUAUCUUAGUGAAAAAUAUGGUGAAUUCAGGCAGGAAGCAGAUAGCUAUAAGUAUUCCGCGAAAUUAAACGAGAAGCGAACGUAAAAUAACUACGAGGAUAUGUUUAACUUAAGACAAUAAUUCAAGACAUCUAUUGCAACGUGAAUACUAACCUAGAUAGAUAUGUUUGUAAAGUACAAUAUUCAGAAUAAGUACAUGUUCGACAGCUGUAGAAUGCCUUAUUGUUUAAAUGAAACGCAAUAAAACAGUUGUAGAGUGCGAACAGACAUAGCAGAAAACGCUAAUGGUAAAUAAUACAGACCAACCAAUUUUGUCAUAUUUCAUUGUUUGGUUUCGACAUAGGUCUAAUUGACUAACAAGGAACCAACGAAUCACGAGCGAUUGUAACAAGCAUGGCAUCGAGCCAGAAGGAGAAAGUUGCUUGCCCUCCAGAGCAAUCCGUUGCCAUGGAAACCAAGCGGAAAGGGAAGCUGAAACGAGUGACGAAGGCGCUGUCCCUCUCAGCGAUGGGGAAGAUCUCGAAGGACGCCAUGAAGCGAAGUCAGAGCAUCGACAAUCAGAUCCAGCAAGACCAAGAACAGAAAAAGAACGAGCUGACGCUACUGUUACUAGGCGGUGCCUAUUCCGGAAAGAGCACGUUUGUGAAGCAGCUCCGUAUCCAUUACGGCGACGGUUUCCCGGAAGAGGAACGCCUCCCGUACACAAAUCAAGUCCACGAGACCGUCUCAGGGGCAGCCAUCAAAAUCAUUGAACAUAUGCAAUCCGAACAUAUUCGUUUUGAGUCUGAGGAACUGCAAAAUGCCGCCGCAGAUUUUCACCAGCGGAAUCCGGUCGUAAAUUUCAACGACAUGCUCACCAAAUCCUACACAGCGGACGAUAUGCAAACUGCCAGGGGAGCAAACUCCUUACUCGCGAUGGCUUGUAACGAAUUGGGCAAGAGAUUUGCCUACAUGAAUGUCAAGUGCGGAGGGCUGUCAAAACAGGAUCAGGACUUGUUGUUGGAAAUGUGGAAAGAUGAAGGAUUCCAGAGGGGCUUCAAAGGUCUAUUGACAGCGAAAUGUUCCGUCCGAUCGAUUCGGCCACAGGAAUUAUACUUUUGCAGCAACAUAUCUCGUAUGCUUGCGGAGGACUAUGUUCCGAGUCAUCAGGACAUUCUGUUUAUCCGCCGUCCCACCUUAGGCGUGAUUGAACAUCAUUUUAAUGUGGACGACUUCAUAUACAGGGUGAUAGACGUGGCAGGCCAGAAGAGCCAAAGGAAGAAAUGGAUUCACCUCUUCGAGAACGUCACAGUCGUUUUGUUCUUUGUGUCGCUGAGCGCUUUCGAUGAAAAUCUAGAGGAAGACGAAGCACUUAACACACUGCAAGACAGCCUACAGACGUUCCGUGAAGUUUCCCACAAUCACUAUCUGGAUAAGACAGAUUUCCUUCUAUUCCUGAACAAAUUCGACCUGUUUGCCGAGAAACUACGGUCCACAAAGUUCAGUGCACACAUCCAGGAUUACGACGGUGAUAACACCCCGGAAGCAUGCAUCAAGUAUAUCCGGGAGCAGUUCCACCAACAUCGGCCGUGCCACAAGCAGGUGUACACUCACGUCUCGUGUGCCACAGAUGUAGUCAUGAUGAGUGACCUACUUUCCAAGGUGCUCAACAUUGUCGCCGAAAUAAACUUUAGAAAAACUGGUGGAUUGUUUUAACAAGUAUUGAAAAAUGUCGCCGAAAAAACUGAAAAAAAACAACAACAACAACACUGAUGGAUUGUUUUAAUGGUGAAGUGGUGCAUUGUUUUAAUACGGAAUAUUGACGCCGAGAUAAACUCCAGAAAAAAUGAAGGAUUGUUUAAAUGUCAAACUGGUGUAUGACAAAUUACCCAUGUUGACAAAUUACGCUUGUCACCGAGAUAAACUUCAGAAAAAACACUGGUCGAUUGUUUUAAUGUCAUGCCAAUGUAUGUACUUAGGAGAACUUUGUCGCCAAGACAAUUUUUAGAAAAUUGUCUCAUCUGUUUAUGUUAAAUUAAUUCCCCGUGCAUGUCGGUAAUCCUGAUACAGUAUUCAUCAAUAUGAAACACUUUAUUCUUGAUUCAGAGCAAUUGUAUCGACUGCAACAUGAUGAGCGAUCGCAAGUCCAAAGUGUUGAAUACUUUCGCCGAUAUACACUUCAGAAAAACUGGUGGGUCGUUUUAUGUUGAACAUUGUCGUCGAAGUAAAUGAAUAAAAACAAAUUGUGGGUUGUUUAAAUGGUUUAAAUUUUCACAGAAAUAAACUGCAGAAAACGGAUGGAUUGGUUUUAUGUUGAACAUUUUCGCCAAAAUAAACCUCAGAAAAGAAAUGGAUUGUUUAAAGGCUGAUGGAAAUUGUCGCCGAAUGAAACAUCAGAUAAAAUAGUCGAUUGUUUAAAUACUGAAAAUUGUCGCCGGAUUUUUUUUUAGAAAAACUGGCGGAUUGUUUUCAUGUAAAAUCAGUUGUAUCCUUCAGCAUGAAAUUUCGUGAUUUGUCUUAGAAUUACUUUUUCGUGGACACUUAAAUUUCGGGGAUUUCUGAUUUUAGGGAAAAUUUGCGUAAGUUAUUUUCCAAUGUGUUUGUGUUAAAAUUGGUAAUGUCGGUCUGGAAAAUACAAGGGUGGACAUUGUAUCGUUGUCGUUGUUGUCCGCUUAAAAAAAGGUUUUAUAUGCAUCAUUUACGUCGAAAUAAACUUCACUACACUUAAAUUAAAGGCAAUUUUAUAUAUUUUGUUUUAAAUAUAUAUUAUUGCUUUAUGACAAGUGUGUUGGUUUGAAAGCCAGAUAGGUUGACAUCGCCAUGUGUUUUGUUAGAAAUACUAGAUAUAAAAGGUAUUAUAUGCAAAUUUUAACACACUCUAACAAUAUAUUGUUAGUUUAAUCGUUUAACUGCUAUUUGAAGCAGUUUAUGAAAUUGUCGUAAGAGUUAUUUAUUUUAUGAAUAAUUUCAGAAAGAAUAUUUUUGAAUUGGUUUUUGACUACCGUACAUAUAAAUAUGCAUGUGUAACUCUUGUUUGUUUUUACUUUUUCUAUUCUCAGUUUAAUGAAUGCAAUUAAUAAUACAAUAACAGUCGCACAUAUUUUUUUUAUUAAUGGCGCUUUUACGACUUGGUAACUCGUUCCCAAUAUCUAGGUCAUUAUUAAGUCGUGGGAUCUAAAUUCGUACAUUUCGCGAAUGAGAUAAUUAGUCGUCGUUGAUUUCGUGUUUUUUGUAAUAAUUCAAUCAUUCACAGCACUUAUUAGGUCUGUUAAAAGUUGUAUUAAAGAAUCUUAUAACGUUUGCUUAAAGCAAGAGGAAUCGAUAACAGGAGUACAUCAGUCAUAGAAAUCUUAUUUGUUUAGUUAUAGUUUACUGCAUGUAAAUGAUGUAUCUAUGCAAAUGAUACUCUGUUGAAGUCAAAAUAUGCUUUGUUGAAUGCUUGUUAUUUUGAACAUAUG
This is a messenger RNA of Dreissena polymorpha, 3645 nucleotides long. Its product is annotated as guanine nucleotide-binding protein G(i) subunit alpha-3-like. Gene Ontology annotation, biological process: adenylate cyclase-modulating G protein-coupled receptor signaling pathway. The record is from RefSeq and is a predicted model, not a curated record. The transcript is spliced from 8 exons. Gene Ontology annotation, molecular function: G protein-coupled receptor binding; GTPase activity; G-protein beta/gamma-subunit complex binding. Gene Ontology annotation, cellular component: heterotrimeric G-protein complex. Lineage: Eukaryota; Metazoa; Mollusca; Bivalvia; Myida; Dreissenidae. The coding region runs from base 602 to 1903 and encodes 433 amino acids.